CUCCACGGGUUUAGUAAUCGGAGUGGCGGCAUCGAGAAAGCUUUAGAGCGGUCGUCGCUUCAGUUAUUUAGGACAGAAUGUUGUGGCCGCAGGCAUUGUUGGUCCUCCUCGGAGUCCAUUCACUUCAGUGUUCGGGCUUUUUGGACGAGACUUUGAUAGCCGAAACCAUGGGGGAGGCCAUCAAGUUGGACGAAAUGCAAGAGCACCAAAAACAUCACCACAGGGGCAGAAACCACCCCCACGUGCACAACAAACACCACGAGCACAAGAAAGGGGAAACGACGUGUUCGUGCAACCAGAACGUCUGCGUCACCACGAGUUACAUGUGCAGGACUAAUUUGGAAGGAGGGUGCUACUUCGUGAGGAAUGAAACUGCCACUGCUUAUGGAUGCAUCGACCAGCUGACAGACGUUGAGAGGCGGAACUGCAAGUACCACCAAUCUCUAUUAGCUACAAAGGGCCUUGUUGAGCUGAGCUGCUGCAUGGGAGACAUGUGCAACUACAGGAUAACCACCGAUUCCAGCUCCAGUUCAGAACCGAUUGAGAGCCGUGGGGAGAGCCCAAGCUACUACGAUGACUUCUGGAUCACAGUGAUGCUGAUCGCGGUGCCUACGUGUGGCAUGUUGAUAAUGUUGGUGCUCGUGUUGAUGGCCUGGAAGAUUUUGCAGCGUGACUCCAAGUACGAUGCGCAUCUGCGUUCCUCAUCGGGCUACAUGCAGUGCCACGCGGAGCAAAACAGCGCCAACCGGCACUCGAAGGCGCGUCUGUUGCUGCUGGAGGAUGGCUCGCUGCCCUCGGACAAGGUGGUGAAGAAUGCCAUCUACAAGGGCCCGCAGGACAAAGUCACCAACUGGGUCCUCGCCUCACCGCACGGGGAGAAGCCAAGUGCCGUCUAGGGUUGUUGUUUCGCAAAAAAAAAAGAGGAACAUGACAUUUUGGAGCAUAAUGUGAUAAAUAGUAAUAAAAUCAAGUGUGGACGUUGUGCGAAUGCGAGUGACACAAAAGCCGUAGCUGCCUUUAUUACUAAAUGUACUAUGGAACCACCUUGACUACUUGUUGUUGCAUCCGAUUAGUUCAUUGGUUUUUAUCUCUGCCACAGGACUGAUUAUUAUUUUUCUAAUGCGUACUGCUUUUGUUGUAAAUUAUUCAAUUUUCGUAACAAAUGUGAUAAUUGUUAGCGACAGUGAAAGUAAAGGAGCCAUGGCAUUCCCAGGUACUUAAGACAAUAAAAGUUCGCGGCCAAAUUCGUUAUUCACGUGCUGGCAGUGAUAAAAUGGCAGAAGUUUAAUUACCAGACAAGUGAUCUGAAGUUUGAAAUUUGCCUGCCGUGAGACCGCGCGGCUUCAGAUUCAGAAUCUCGCCUUCCGCCGCUGCAAAGUUGGAAGAACGGGAGCCACGGUCGUUCCGAUUAGUCCAGUGGAAACUAUGAGCAAUCUCGGCUCUACAGGCAGAGUCCACCGUCUCUUAAAUUAUGUGGUUUCGUGCUUCUCCUUUCGAAAGUAAUGUAAUGUGUGCGCGUAUGUUUGUGUGAGCAAAAUGAUUUGUACAUAAUUAUACACCAGAGCAAAAACAGCUGCUUUUGCCCAGCCAAGGACUUCUUUAUAUUUUGAAUAAUUGAAUUUUAAUUUCAAAUGACAUGUGUUGUCUUAAGACUAAGCAAGUCAGCAAUUGUAGACUAAUGGAAGACCGACUAUUAUUAUCCCUAAGUUGGACAAGGUCUCAAAGGCAAGAUGCUUCACUAUUUUAUUGUUUUGGUACUCUCGUUUUGAUACAUUUUGACUGCUUACAUAAUAAUUUAGACGCUGUCACUGUUUUGAUUGUGAAAUGAUUUCAAAUUUUUGUGUCUCAUCAACGUCUACCCUGGCAAAAAACAAUUAUUUAAUUCAUUGAAAAUUUCUUGGAAUUUGGAUGCUUAAAAUUAGCUGAUUUUGCUGUUGUCGAUUUCCUAUAAGCUUAUACGAACUAUAGUGCCUCCAGUUGUCAGAGGUGUCAAAGUGUUGUGUCAAACCAUGCUAUUUUAAUACUGGCGAAACAUUAAAAGAUUCAUAAAUCACAAAUUAUUGUACUAUUUCCAAUAUUUAUUACGGAUGUAUCGUCAAAAAUUGAAAAUAAAAAGCAAGUACUCUGCACUUAAAAA
Messenger RNA from Cloeon dipterum, 2137 nucleotides. RefSeq names its product BMP and activin membrane-bound inhibitor homolog. The coding region runs from base 78 to 896 and encodes 272 amino acids. The transcript is spliced from 4 exons. NCBI's taxonomy places the organism in Eukaryota, Metazoa, Arthropoda, Insecta, Ephemeroptera, Baetidae. The record is from RefSeq and is a predicted model, not a curated record.